AUGACCGCUGAAAAUGAGCCGCUGAAAUCUAGAGAGCCAGAAGAGCUGGUAAAAAAUGGAGACGAAGAAGAAGGAGAUGGAAAAGGACUUGCUAAGUCAUUGACACUUUUUAAUGGGGUCUCAAUUAUUGUUGGAUGUAUUAUUGGCUCUGGAAUUUUUGUAUCGCCUACUGGAGUUCAAGAACAAGCCGGCUCCGUGGGACUUUCCCUUCUCGUCUGGCUCAUUUCUGGUAUCUUCACUGCCAUUGGAGCCUAUUGCUAUGCUGAAUUAGGAACUCUUAUCAAGAAAUCAGGAGGAGAUUACGCCUACAUUAUGGAAGCAUUCGGUCCAUUCGUAGCAUUCAUUCGUCUUUGGAUCGAAGCAAUCGUGGUUCGACCGUGUACUGUUACUAUUGUUGCAUUGACUUUUGCCAUCUACGGACUCCGCCCAUUUUUCCCGGAUUGUGCUCCACCGGAUGGUGUCGCUACUCUUUUAGCUGUUUUGUUAAUUGUUCUGAUGACUGCUAUCAACUGUGUCUCUGUUCGUCUGGCUACCAUCGUCCAAGACUGGUUCACCAUUGCCAAAGUCGUCGCCUUGGUCCUUAUUAUUCUCACUGGACUCUAUCUUCUUGUUUUUGGAGAUUCUCAGUACAAAGACUCAUUUGAGAAUAUUUUCGAGAACACUUCCCAAGAUUUCACAAAGGUUUCGCUGGCGUUUUAUUCUGGAUUGUUCGCCUACUCGGGAUGGAACUUUUUGAACUUCAUUGUGGAAGAGUUGCAGAAUCCAAAGAGAAAUCUCCCUCUUGCCAUUGCAAUCUCCAUCACCACAUGUACCGUAAUCUACGUGCUCACCAAUGUGGCUCUCUACACCGCAAUCUCUCCAGAUGAGAUGCUUGAAUCACCAGCUGUCGCCGUUCUUUUCGCCAACAAACUCUACGGAAGAUUCGCUUUUAUCAUGCCACUCUGUGUCGCCUGUUCUACCAUCGGAUCAGCUAAUGGAGUCAUUUUCACAUCUUCCAGACUUUUCUAUUCGGGUGCUCGUGAAGGACAAAUGCCGAUGGUGUUGACGAUGAUUAAUAAGAAUACAAGGACCCCGAUUCCAGCCGUUAUUUUGACUGGAGCACUUUCGAUUGCGUACUUGUUGGCUUCGAAGGAUGUCUAUCAGUUGAUUAAUUAUAUUCAGAUCAGCUACUGGUUAGCCAUUGGAACUGCCAUUGCUGCUCUCUUCUGGCUCCGCAAGACCAUGCCAGAUGCACCAAGACCAAUUAAGGUCCCACUUAUCUGGCCAAUUAUCUUCAUUUUGGGUUGUGCAGCUCUUGUAUUCAUUCCAAUCGUGGCAGCUCCAAGAGAUACUGGUAUCGGACUCCUCAUCAUGCUCUCUGCUGUCCCAGUCUAUGUAAUCUUCAUUGGAUGGAAAAAUAAGCCAAAGUUCUUCAACGAUUUUAUCAAUAGUUCCACAAUCUUCAUUCAAAAACUCUUCAUGGUUGUCGACGACGAGAAAGAGGACUAG
Caenorhabditis briggsae is the source of this 1488-nucleotide messenger RNA. It is a transcript of the gene Cbr-aat-1, whose product is annotated as Protein CBR-AAT-1. Gene Ontology annotation, biological process: amino acid transmembrane transport. The record is from RefSeq and is a predicted model, not a curated record. Gene Ontology annotation, cellular component: membrane. Gene Ontology annotation, molecular function: L-amino acid transmembrane transporter activity. The transcript has 8 exons. NCBI's taxonomy places the organism in Eukaryota, Metazoa, Nematoda, Chromadorea, Rhabditida, Rhabditidae. The coding region runs from base 1 to 1488 and encodes 495 amino acids.